This is a messenger RNA of Letharia columbiana, 1944 nucleotides long. RefSeq lists its product as uncharacterized. The coding region runs from base 1 to 1944 and encodes 647 amino acids. Gene Ontology annotation, molecular function: ATP binding; DNA binding; hydrolase activity. The record is from RefSeq and is a predicted model, not a curated record. Lineage: Eukaryota; Fungi; Ascomycota; Lecanoromycetes; Lecanorales; Parmeliaceae. The transcript is spliced from 5 exons.
AUGAUCGAUGUACGGCGACUUGCAACUUUAGCGCCCGCCAUUGCACCAGAGCUGGUCUCAUCGAUACGCCUCCGAGAAUACCAGGAAGAAUGCAUAAAAUCCGUCCUUUCUUACCUUGAAAGGGGCCACAAGAGGCUUGGCAUCUCUUUAGCUACUGGCAGCGGCAAAACAGUCAUCUUCACACAACUCAUUGAUCGCAUCCAAGCACCAACGCCAGAUGCCACUCAGACUCUGAUCCUGGUACAUCGCCGCGAGCUUGUCGAACAAGCCGCUCGACAUUGCAAAAACGCGUAUCCAUCGAAGUCUAUCGAGAUCGAAAUGGGCAGUUCGCAUGCCUCUGGUGGUGCAGACAUAACCGUUGCUUCUAUCUGGAGCAUCGUCUCAGGGGACAGGAUGCUGAAGUUUGACCCCAAAAGAUUCAAGCUUGUCCUGGUAGAUGAGGCGCAUCAUAUUGUGGCUGCCAAAUUCAUGGAGACUUUAACUUACUUUGGAUUACUCCUGAAAGACUCGACCACUGCCGACUCCCCAGCACCAGCAGCUCUGGUUGGGGUAUCAGCAACACUGUCGCGCUUCGAUGGAUUACGACUUAGCGACGCUAUUGAUCACAUAGUAUAUCACAAAGACUAUGUCGACAUGAUUGGCGAGAAAUGGCUCUCCGAUGUUAUAUUUACCACUGUUCAAUCCAAGGCAGAUGUUUCUGGCGUCAAAAAGGGACUUGCUGGGGACUUCCAGGUUGGAGAUCUCUCUAGAGCAGUUAAUACUCCGGAAACGAAUGAGAUCACCGUGAGAGCGUGGAUGGCUAGAGCCGCCGACCGAAAAUCUACAUUAGUAUUCUGCGUUGACCUAGCUCACGUUUCAGACUUGACGGCAACCUUCCGCAGACAUGGUAUUGAGGCAAAAUUUGUCACAGGCAACACGCCAAAGCGAGUCCGCGGCGAAAGGCUCGAUGCCUUUAGAAACCGGCAGUAUCCGGUACUUCUAAACUGUGGUGUCUUUACUGAAGGGACAGAUAUUCCGAACAUCGAUUGCGUUGUUCUCGCGAGGCCGACCAAAUCACGUAACCUACUAGUACAGAUGAUUGGGCGUGGCAUGCGCCUUUACCCAGGAAAGGAAAAUUGCCAUAUCAUCGACAUGGUUGUAUCUCUCGAAGCCGGGAUUGUUACGACCCCAACGCUAUUUGGCCUCGAUCCGGGGGAACUGGUCACUGGCGCGAACAUUGAGGCAAUGAAGUCGCAACACGAACGAAAGGAGCUGGAGGCUAUUCGCGAAGAGCGUGCUGCGGAUCAUGCUACUAAUAUCUCGUUACCAUCACGACAGUCGACUAUCACCUUUACAGAUUAUGUUUCGGUUUUCGACCUGAUUGACGACACUUCAAGAGAAAGACACAUACGCGGAAUUAGUCAGCUAGCUUGGGUGAUGGUGGGACAGAAUCGCUAUGUUCUAUCGGCGCAGAGCGGUGACUACCUCACCAUUGAAUGUUCAGAUGUUGGUUCUAGUACAACUUUUUCGGUCACCUAUACGCAGAAAGUGCCCGAGAGAGACCGUUCACCCGAGUCUAAGGCCAAGAGCCCCUACAUGCGUCCGCGCGUAGUUGCAAACUCGAGUACAUUCUCUGACGCGGUGCACGCAGCUGAUACGUUCGCUUUGACCAAGUUCCCUUGGAGAUUUGUUCACAACGGACAAGCCUGGAGGAAACAGCCGGCGACAGAAGGGCAGCUGGCCUUCGUCAACAAAAUCAGGCCAAUGGCAGAUCAAUUGACGGGGGACAUGAUCAGCAAAGGCAAAGCGACGGAUAUGAUCAGCAAGAUCAAAUUUGGGGCGAAAGGUUGGUUCAGCAAGCUUGAAGCAGAGAAGAAGCGGAAAAGCCGGGCGAGUGAGAAGAUUAGACAGACGGAUAAUGUGAGGCAGCGAGAAGAGAUUCGAGUUGGCCCAGUCGCUCACUGA